This is a messenger RNA of Rattus rattus (black rat), 1058 nucleotides long. It is a transcript of the gene Bloc1s3, whose product is annotated as biogenesis of lysosomal organelles complex 1 subunit 3. NCBI's taxonomy places the organism in Eukaryota, Metazoa, Chordata, Mammalia, Rodentia, Muridae. The record is from RefSeq and is a predicted model, not a curated record. The transcript is spliced from 2 exons. Bases 187 to 774 code for a protein of 195 amino acids. Gene Ontology annotation, cellular component: BLOC-1 complex.
ACGCGUUACACAAAAUUUUCCUAAAUAAACAAACAAAUAAAUAGGACCACAACACGGAAGCGACUUGUCUAGCCGCUUCCCUAUUGGCCAGACCUCGACUCACGUGACGCUACGCGAAGCGUACGCCUCACUUCCGCCAGGCGGCGGAUCCCUCGGGCUCGGAGCUUCGGAGACCCGCUCCGUGCCAUGGCGUCGUCCCAGGGUCGGCGGAGAAGGCCGGGAACAGUGGUGCCCGGGGAAGCGGCGGAGACCGACUCGGAGCUGUCUGCAUCAUCGUCCGAGGAGGAGCUAUACCUGGGUCCCUCGGGCCCGACACGCGGCCGCCCCACCGGGCUGCGGGUGGCCGGGGAGGCGGCGGAGACCGACUCCGAGCCUGAGCCCGAGCCCACGGUCGCGCCGGGAGACCUGCCCCCCCUCGUGGUGCAACGGGAUGCAGUGGAGGCGUGGGGCACCGAGGAGACCCCUGCCUUAGCGCCUGCGCGCUCGCUGCUGCAGCUCAGGUUGGCUGAGAGCCAGACGCGCCUGGACCACGACGUAGCGGCUGCGGUGAGCGGCGUGUACCGCCGUGCGGGUCGCGAUGUGGCCGCCCUGGCCGGGAGGCUGGCAGCUGCACAGGCCAUCGGGCUGGCGGCCGCCCACAGCGUGCGCCUGGCGCGCGGAGACCUCUGCGCGCUUGCGGAGCGCUUGGAUAUCGUGGCUGGUUGUCGCCUGCUGCCGGACAUACGAGGGGUGCCGGGCAUCGAGCCCGAGCAGGACCCGGGACCGAGAGCCUAGGCUGUUACUCUGUGUCCCCCCACCUGACUCUGCCUCUUGGUGGACAUUAGUACCACCUGUGGCAUCUGACUCUGUCUUUGUUCCUGGAUCUCCGAGGCCUCCAAUGCGUACUAACGUUUGGUUAACGCCGACCGAAGCAUCUUGGUUGGUUUGGCCCGAUUAAAUUCUUAGCACAAUUCUGGGAAUCCCCAACCCAAGACUCGGCCCAGGUUCUGUGGCUAUCAAGUGGCUUAGCCCCCACCCCUUCAUUUUGGUCCUAUUUCCUAAAUUGAGCUUCACUCCUA